Messenger RNA from Pocillopora damicornis (cauliflower coral), 3134 nucleotides. Its product is annotated as fibroblast growth factor receptor 2. Gene Ontology annotation, biological process: cell surface receptor protein tyrosine kinase signaling pathway; protein phosphorylation; positive regulation of kinase activity. Gene Ontology annotation, molecular function: ATP binding; transmembrane receptor protein tyrosine kinase activity. Gene Ontology annotation, cellular component: signaling receptor complex; plasma membrane. The record is from RefSeq and is a predicted model, not a curated record. Lineage: Eukaryota; Metazoa; Cnidaria; Anthozoa; Scleractinia; Pocilloporidae.
UUGUGUCACUUCUCAAGAAAAUUUCCCAGUGAAAAGACGGGUAGUGCCGAAGAAAACUCUACACAAUAGGUCUUAAAAUUAGGAAGCAUUCCAAUCAUUCACGACCUUUAACUACUGUUACAUGAAUUAAUUUUGAGUGCAGUUUUGAUUGAUGAUUGAAAACGGAAAUGACGGGACAAACCCCUUACCGUGCAACACGGCUGUAGCGCCUGAGACAUUUCAGGAAAGAAAACGAAACCGGACGACAAUAAAACGUCUUCUUGAGGAAAAUAUUAACAAUGGGGUUCACCGAACAACGCCUAUUUGAGCUUGUUACUGCUUAUUUCUUGAUUGGUAAGCGCACAAAGGGACAAAGCGUUUCAAGGCUUCUACAUAUUUAAACCUACACAUCGACGCAUCGUGAGGAGUGUUGUGAAUUGAUCGAGAAACUACUGAAUCUAUUCCUAGCAGGGCUAUUUUAGAGCUGUUGACUCACUCAAAAGCACAGAUUCUUUGGACCAAGGACUGGCCCAACUUUCCUGGACUGUAAUGCUUUGCUCAAGAGAUGGUAGCCAACAAACCAUGGGUAGAAAGCACAACACAGUAUGUGCUAAUAUUAGUUGCUGCUGCCUCAGUAAUCUUCCCUUCCAUCAUGUGCCAAGUCUGUCAUUAUAAGCCAAGGAAAACUGAACCUAUCAUUGAAAUAACAGCCAGUGAAUUGCGUCUUCGCAAACCUGUCAAUGUCACUUGCAUUGCACGGGAAAAUGAGGUCUAUUCGCACAAGUAUGAUUCCAAGCCAAUUUCAAUUUACUGGUUUUAUAAUGGAAAUGAGGUCAAACAUAAAUGUUCCAUGGGUUUACCAGUUACCUCUCUGACAUGUUCUUUGGUUAUUGACUCCCUGACAUCAAAGGUGCUGGGUAACUACACUUGCAAAGCAAAUACUUUUGAUCUUCACUGCAGUGUUAAACACUAUGAAAUUGAUAUUGAUGAUGUACUACCUGCAGAGACAACUGAAGCUCCAACUUACCAGGGUAUUGUCCCUGGGCCUAAUACAACAAAAAACUGCAGUGAUUAUGGCAAAGGCCAGUGUGUGAGCAACAAGAAUUCUGCAAAUGAGACAUCACAAGGAGGAGGAACCAAUUACUCUCCAGAAACUGCUAUUUUUAGUACACCGGAACCACGCAAAUUUUUAAACGCCAGUGGAAGUUCAGAACAAAGCAUGAUCGCAGUCGUGGUACCCAGUGUCAUCUCGGCUUUGGUAAUUUUAAGCAUUGGAAGUUUUCUGUGGUUUCGUCGAGGAGCUCGACGGAGAAGGAACAAUGAAAGUCCUACUUCUGCCAAUGCAAGUGAAUAUCUUUUGGAAGUAAUACCACUGCAUGAUAGGUCCUCAUCCCAUGGCUCAACCGCGCCAUUACGUUUGCAAGAAGAAUGCAAAACUACGAACAACUCGAACCAUAUUGAGACGUCUCUAGUACCAGAUAUAGAGCCUGAAACUUUGCCUCCGAGUACCUCGGUCAAUCCUGUCGGGUAUUCAUUGUUAACGGAAAAAUGGGUUGAGAAUCCUAAUAAAAAAUGUUUCCAUGGUACAAAGUGGAGCUCAGAGCGAAACGAUUCACACAAUUUCCGUCCAGAAAGACCACCAAAACCCGCCAAAAAAGAUAGCACAGAAAAGCAGAUGAACUGUUUAUGCAUGACAAUGGCAGAAAACUUAGGAACUACGCAAGACAAUGUAACAAGUAAAGACAGUGGUUAUAAUAGCGCAGAGAGCAGAGAGAGCAUUCCCGAGAUGCCUCUGGAGAACAAGAACACCUGGCAAAUCGAAUUGGAUGAGCUAAAAAUCCUUGAUAAAGUGCUCGGAAAAGGAGAAUUUGGAAUCGUUAAAAAAGGGCUUUAUCGUGGUAAAGAGGUGGCAGUGAAACAGUCUAAAGUUACGUUCUCAAGGUGCAACAAGGACGACCUACUUAAUGAAAUAAAGAUGCUGAAGCAGGCUGGAAGACAUCCAAACAUAGUCAGUUUUAUUGGUGCCUGCACUCAAGAAGAUAAUAUUCUGCUAAUAACAGAGCUGGUAUCUGGAGGUACCCUUGAAAGUCUGUUGAGGUCUAAACCUCGUAAUGGGGGGCAAAACCAAUAUGAGAACUUAAACUGUGGGCUAACUGAGCGAGAGCUGUUGCAAGUUUCUCUUCAGGUGGCCUGUGGAAUGCAACAUUUGGAAGAAAGAAAGUACAUUCAUCGCGACCUUGCGGCGAGAAAUGUUUUCAUUGGUAAAAACAAGGUAGCAAAAGUAGGAGACUUCGGAUUAGCGAGAGACAUUUCAGAUAGAGGCAUUUACACCAAGACUUCUGAUGGCGGAGUUCCAUGGAGGUGGUCUUCUUUAGAAUCAUUAAAAUGUAGGGUUUACACCUCCAAAAGCGAUGUAUGGUCGUUUGGGAUUUUGUUGUGGGAAAUUUUUACUUAUGGUGAGGUUCCCUACCCUGAUAUACGUGCAAUAGAGACCCUCAUUACGUGGCUAUCGUCUGGUAACCGGAUGCCUUGUCCUCUAAAUUGUUCCAAUCAACGGUAUAAGUUGAUGAAGUCCUGUUGGCAAGAAAAUCCAUUAAAGAGGCCCACGUUUGCAUGUAUUGUAGAACAACUGGAAAAGAUCUUAAGCUUAGAAUACAAGAGUGAGUAUGCUAACCUUCAGAGUGAUGACUCCGGUAACCAAGAAGAAGUAUAGAAAUUCGUGACAGAGAAGACGUUGUAUUCAUACAAAACUGCAUAUAGAACAUACCCAUCAAGUUACCACCAAAUGUACGUGUUAUACAUUUACCGUGUGGAGAGAUACACACAAGAGGAAACAUUAAAACCUUUAGAGAAAAUAAAAAGUAUAUAAAUAAUUUUCACCAAAUUAUUUUAUUUAAUUUAAGUCUGUUAAAAUAACUUCUCUGAAAUUUCUUUCGCUAAAAAACGUUUUAAAGUCUUACAUAUGUAAAACUAUAGUUGUAAAAAUUACGUUAUAGACAGAGAGUUGGAAAUUUAGGCUAAAACUAUUAUAACAAUAGAGAGAAAAUUCAAGACUGUAAACUGAUUCAAAAUUGGAUAGGUAAAAUCAGAGAAAUCGGAAUAUUUUUUAUCUUUUAUUUCUCCUGUUAAUAAACUUUUCACUUUUCUUUGGUGCA